GUCUUUCGAUCAUGUCCACCGGUGGCGCAGCCUCUCGUAACGGAAGUCCGAGAAUCUCGUGGCCCAUGACGAGACGAAGAGUGAUUGAUUCCAUGGACACAGAAAAAUUGAAUUUGUCCGAUUUCUCAAACGAAGAAAACAAUAGCAAUGACAGUGAUUCUGGGGAUCGCCACCACAACCCUGUGAUACGGUUUAUGUUGUUUCGCCUGAGACUAGUCCAUCUACCGAAGCCAUGGAUGCUGGGCAUCGAGAGCACGAUUCUGUGGUUGGUCUCAGGGUUGAAGUCGUUGAAAUCAGGAAAACACAUGGGCCGUAAGAUUUUCCUGAUGCUCAUAACUUUAGCGGUCUUUACAGUGUUUUUGAAGUUGUCUUCACUCAAUCAUGUCGAUGUGAACGGAAAAAGAAGAGAGAAUGGGCUCUUGAUUACCAUGAUGAAGGAUGAUUGGUCCAUAGCACAGAAAGUUGUGAAGGAUGAUGAGCACAAAGAGGCAAUCCCAUUGAAGCGGUUUGAAAAGUUAACGAUACCUGAAAUUUGGAUGAAACCCAACAGCAAAAACUAUUACCAAUGCAUUGAUCGAACACAGAGUCAAAUAAGGAAGGAAACGGGCACCAAUGGUUAUAUUGUAGUUCAUGCCAAUGGUGGACUGAAUCAAAUGAGAACAGGAAUAUGUGAUAUGGUUGCAAUAGCAAAGAUCAUGAACGCUACUUUGGUCCUUCCUUUUCUGGAUCAUCAUUCUUUUUGGACAGAUCCAAGUGAUUUUAAAGAUAUUUUUGAUUGGAGGCACUUUGUAGAAGUAUUGAAAGAUGAUAUUGAGAUAGUAGAGUCUCUUCCAACCGAUUAUGCAGACUUUAAACCCCUUAUAAAGGCCCCUACUUCCUGGUCCAAGGCUGGUUACUACAGAGUACUCAUUCUUUUAUUAAGGCGGCAUAAGGUGAUGAAGUUUACACACACCGAUGCACGACUUGCUAAUAAUGGGCUAUCAAGCUCAAUCCAGAAGCUCCGUUGCCGUGCUAAUUAUAAGGCACUCAGAUAUACAAGAGAGAUAGAGGAACUUGGACAAAAAUUAGUUGAUAGAUUGAAGAACAAUAGUAACCCAUAUAUUGCUCUCCAUUUGAGAUACGAGAAAGACAUGCUUGCAUUCACUGGCUGCAGCCACAACCUUACCUUGGAGGAGGCAAAAGAGCUCCGUAAUAUGAGGUAUAAUGUGAAGCAUUGGAAGGAAAAGGAGAUCAAUAGCAAGGAACGACGAGUCCAUGGAGGAUGUCCAAUGUCUCCUAGGGAAGCUGCUUUCUUCCUCAAGGCCAUGGGUUAUCCAUCCACCACAAACAUUUACAUAGUUGCAGGGGAGAUUUAUGGUACUAAAAGCAUUGCUGCAUUUCGUGCUGAGUAUCCCAAUGUCUUCUCUCAUUCCACUUUAGCCACAGAGGAGGAAUUGGAGCCUUUUGAGCUUUAUCAGAAUCGCCUUGCUGCAUUGGACUGUAUUGUGGCAAUGGAGAGUGAUGUCUUUGUUUACACUUAUGAUGGGAAUAUGGCUAAAGCAGUGCAGGGCCAUAGGAGAUUCCAAGGAUUUCGAAGGACAAUCAACCCUGACAGACAAAAUUUUGUGAGACUGAUCGAUCAGAUGGAUGAAGGUGCAAUCUCCUGGGAGGAUUUCUCAUCAAAAGUGAAGAGUUUACACAUUGAUAGGGUGGGAGCACCAUAUUUAAGACAAGUGGGAAAAUCCCCAAGACUGGAGGAGAACUUCUAUGCGAAUCCAUUUCCUGGUUGUGUUUGUGAAGGCAAAGGAGCAAACCAACACUAACAGGCAAAAAUAUUGGAUGUAAGUAGGUGAAGCCAGAGGUUUGGUUUGCAAAGAUAGGAUUUUGGGCUUUUGAU
Messenger RNA from Telopea speciosissima, 1876 nucleotides. RefSeq names its product O-fucosyltransferase 28-like. Gene Ontology annotation, cellular component: cytoplasm. The record is from RefSeq and is a predicted model, not a curated record. Bases 12 to 1802 code for a protein of 596 amino acids. The transcript has 8 exons. NCBI's taxonomy places the organism in Eukaryota, Viridiplantae, Streptophyta, Magnoliopsida, Proteales, Proteaceae.